Messenger RNA from Triticum dicoccoides, 1928 nucleotides. RefSeq names its product FGGY carbohydrate kinase domain-containing protein-like. Gene Ontology annotation, molecular function: D-ribulokinase activity. Gene Ontology annotation, biological process: carbohydrate phosphorylation; pentose metabolic process. The record is from RefSeq and is a predicted model, not a curated record. Gene Ontology annotation, cellular component: cytoplasm. NCBI's taxonomy places the organism in Eukaryota, Viridiplantae, Streptophyta, Magnoliopsida, Poales, Poaceae. Bases 86 to 1630 code for a protein of 514 amino acids. The transcript is spliced from 16 exons.
ACGCGACCCACGAGAGGCCCACGAGGAAGUGAUAGCUGCUCCUCGUCCCCGGCUCCGGCUGCUCCCCAUCGCCGCCGCCGGCAUCAUGUCCCGCGGUGGCGUCUUCCUCGGCGUCGACGUCGGCACCGGCAGCGCUCGUGCAGGAAUCUUCGAUGACAAGGCAAUCGUCAACGGAUAUCUGGCACGCAGUGUGUGCUGCUGUAAAAUCUGCGUGCUCGUUGUUGCUGUGGGUGCUGAUGGUUCCCCUGUCUCGGUUUCUUGGAAUGGUGAUUCAAGAAGGGACAUCAUCGUGUGGAUGGACCAUAGGGCUCUCGACCAGACUGAACGAAUUAAUUCUCACAGUUCACCGGUAUUGCAAUUUUAUGGUGGGAGUGUCUCCCCUGAAAUGCAAGCUCCAAAGCUUUUAUGGGUAAAGGAAAAUCUGCAAAAAACUUGGUCUAUGGUAUAUAGGUGGAUGGACCUCGGCAACUGGUUAACAUAUAGGGCAACUGGUGAUGAAACCCGCAGCUUAUCACACAUGGAACAGUGGAGGGAAUCAAAUCCACGUGGUAUGGAUGAAGUCUUUUGGGCAGAAAUAGGUUUGGGAGACCUUUAUGAAGGGAGCCAGGCAAAAAUAGGACACUCCGUUGUGUUUCCUGGUCAUCCUCUAGGUUCUGGUUUGACACCUACUUCUGCAAAGGAGUUAGGCUUGCUUACUGGGACUCCUGUUGGAACUUCGCUUAUUGAUGCUUAUGCCGGGGGUCUUGGAGUCAUGGAAAGUAUGCCAGAUGCAGAAUUGAAAGCUGACAUGUUUGAUGAAGAAGCAAUAUGCCAUCGCAUGGUCUUGGUUUGCGGAACAUCUACAUGCCACAUGGUUGUUUCAAAGAAUAAGCUAUUUAUCCCUGGUGUCUGGGGACCGUUUUUGUCUGCGAUGAUACCUGAGUUUUGGCUCACGGAAUGUGGCCAAAGUGCAACUGGUGCUUUACUUGAUUACAUUGUUCAAAACCAUGCUGCGGCUCCCCUUCUGGCUAAUCAAGCUGCUUCUCAAAGUAUGUCCAUUUAUGAGUUGAUGAACAAGAUAUUGCUUUCGAUGGCACAUGAACAGAAUAUGCCUUUUCUUUCUGCCUUGAGUCAGGACACCAAUGUCCUUCCAGAUUUUCAUGGAAAUCGGUCCCCUGUGGCUGAUCCAAAAUCUAAAGGGGUGAUUUGUGGCUUGACACUUGAUACAAGUGAAAAACAUUUGGCGCUUCUGUACCUAGCAACAAUUCAAGGCAUUGCUUAUGGUACUCGUCAUAUUGUGGAGCAUUGUAAUGCUCACGGGCACAAGAUCGACACCCUUCUUGCGUGUGGCGGACUUGCAAAGAACUCCUUGUAUAUCCAAGAACAUGCAGAUAUCACGGGUUGUCCAAUAAUACUGCCUAGAGAAAACGAGAAUGUGCUUCUGGGUGCUGCUAUUCUGGGUGGUGUUGCUGCAAAGAAGUUUGCUGGUGUUCGUGACGCAAUGAAAGCACUGAAUGCAGCGGGGAAGGUUGUGCGCCCGUCUUCGGAUCCUAGGGUGAAGAAAUACCAUGACGCCAAGUAUAAGAUAUUUAGGUCCCUGUAUGAGCAACAGCUCUCCCAUCGCUCAACCAUGGCGCAGGCAUUGCACUAGAAGGGAUAUGUGACCAAUGAGGUGACCAAUGAGCUGGAGGCUGCAUCCUUGGUACUCUUUUUUUGCAUCCUUGGUAUUCAAAACCAUGUAUUUGUGGAAAGACAUCUUAGCCCCUUUGUGGGUUUUGGUGGUAGCGACGAAUUAUUAGUGGACCAACAUAUUAGCCCCUUUGUGGGUUUUGGAAGGUUGUCUAGCUUAUAAAUAAACAAAAAUGACCACGUCAUUACCACCAAGUAUGGAACAUUCCACUCCUGUCUUGAUAUAUAUAUUCAUAUAAAGCAACAUGAUUCCUGCUGUA